AUGCCGACCGUGAACAACUGGUCUGUCCGAUUCCUCGAGAAUUAUGUCUACUCCAUGCCCGAGCCGCCGCCCCGAAAGCGCCACAAGCCCAUGGAGGUGCUCUGUGUGGGCAUGCCUCGCUCCGGGACCGAGUCGCUGCAGCACGCGCUCCUGACGCUGGGCUACGAUCACACAUACCACGGGUGGGACAUCAUCUACGAGCAGCCCAACUACGCCCAGCAGUGGGUCAAGCUCUGCCGCAAGAAAUGGUUCGGGCCACUUGACGGCAACAACGAUUUUACGGCGGCCGAUUUUGACCCCCUGAUAGGACACUCGGUCGCUGUCACGGACGCGGCAGCCUCUGUGUUCGCCGCUGAGUUGAUUGCAGCAUACCCCGAGGCCAAGGUAGUCCUGAACUAUCGAAGGGACCUGGAUGCGUGGCACGAGAGCGCGAUGGCGACACUAGUCCGCAACAACAGCAACCUCCUCCUCCUCGUAUUGUCGUGUCUGGGCCGCGAGCUUUUCUGGUCCUGGCACGUCUACGUCCGGUUCAUGUGGCCAGGUCUGUUCCGCGCACUAGAUGGCAACCUGGAGACGGGAGUCGCGAGGAAUGGGAAGUGGGUGUACCGUGCACUGUAA
Molecule: messenger RNA, 618 nt
Organism: Diaporthe citri
Lineage: Eukaryota; Fungi; Ascomycota; Sordariomycetes; Diaporthales; Diaporthaceae
Exons: 4
Coding region: 1-618 (205 amino acids)
Source: RefSeq, a predicted model, not a curated record